Messenger RNA from Serinus canaria (Common canary), 5201 nucleotides. It is a transcript of the gene STIM1, whose product is annotated as stromal interaction molecule 1. Gene Ontology annotation, biological process: store-operated calcium entry; intracellular calcium ion homeostasis; activation of store-operated calcium channel activity. Bases 186 to 2672 code for a protein of 828 amino acids. The transcript has 14 exons. Lineage: Eukaryota; Metazoa; Chordata; Aves; Passeriformes; Fringillidae. The record is from RefSeq and is a predicted model, not a curated record. Gene Ontology annotation, cellular component: plasma membrane; endoplasmic reticulum. Gene Ontology annotation, molecular function: calcium channel regulator activity; calcium ion binding; protein binding.
CGGCGGCGUGGGGGGUGGGGGGGGGGCGGAGCUGUCCCGGCACAGACGGAGCGGAGUUUUCCGGGAGGCACCGCUGCCAGGAGGCGGCGGAGGGACGGAGCGGGCCGAGGAGGCGCUAGCGGAGGUGGCGGGAAGAGGGCCGGUGCCGAUGCCGAGGAGCAGCUGACGGCGGCGGGGACGCGGAAAUGGAGCCGCGGCCGGGCCGGGCCGUGCGGGCGCUGUGCGGCCUCUUCCUCCUCCUCCUCCUCGUCCUGCAGCAUCCCGGCCGCGCCGAGCGAGCCCCCGGCUCCCACCUGGACGACUCGGCCAUCGCAGAGUUCUGCCGCAUUGACAAGGCCCUGUGCCACGACGAGGACGAGCAGCUGAGCUUCGAGGCCGUGCGCAACAUCCACAAGCAGAUGGACGACGACGCCAACGGCAACGUGGACGUGGAGGAGAGCGACGAGUUCUUGAGGGAAGACUUGAAUUACCAUGACCCAGCAGUCAAGCACAGCACUUUCCAUGGAGAGGACAAGCUCAUCAGUGUGGAAGACCUCUGGAAGGCCUGGAAAACAUCUGAAGUGUACAACUGGACGGUGGACGAGGUGGUGCAGUGGCUCAUUUCCUACGUGGAGCUGCCCCAGUACGAGGAGACCUUCCGCAAGCUGCAGCUCAGCGGCCACGCCAUGCCCAGGCUGGCAGUGAACAACGCCACCAUGAUGGGCACUGUGCUCAAGAUGACCGACCGCAGCCACCGGCAGAAGCUGCAGCUCAAGGCUCUGGACACGGUGCUCUUCGGGCCUCCUCUGUUGACUCGUCAUAACCACCUCAAGGACUUCAUGCUGGUGGUGUCCAUCGUCAUCGGCGUGGGCGGCUGCUGGUUCGCCUACAUCCAGAACCGCUACUCCAAGGAGCACAUGAAGAAGAUGAUGAAGGACCUGGAGGGUCUCCACAGGGCUGAGCAGUCUCUCCAUGACCUGCAGGAGAGGCUGCAGAAGGCGCAGGAGGAGCACCGCUCCGUGGAGGUGGAGAAGGUGCACCUGGAGAAGAAGCUGCAGGACGAGAUCAGCAUUGCCAAGCAGGAGGCGCACAGGCUGCGGGAGCUGCGCGAGGGCACCGAGAACGAGCUCAGCCGGCAGAAAUACGCCGAGCAGGAGCUGGAGCAGGUGCGGAUGGCGCUGAAGAACGCGGAGAAGGAGCUGGAGUCCCACUGCAGCUGGGCUGCCCCCGAGGCCCUGCAGAAGUGGCUGCAGCUGACCCACGAGGUGGAGGUGCAGUACUACAACAUCAAGAAGCAGAACGCAGAGAAGCAGCUGCUGGUGGCCAAGGAAGGGGCUGAAAAGAUCAAAAAGAAGCGAAACACCCUUUUUGGGACGUUCCAUGUUGCUCACAGUUCCUCUCUGGAUGAUGUGGAUCAUAAAAUCCUGACUGCAAAACAAGCGCUGAGCGAGGUGACGGCGGCGCUGCGGGAGCGGCUGCACCGCUGGCAGCAGAUCGAGCUGCUCUGCGGCUUCCAGAUCGUCAACAACCCCGGCAUCCCCUCGCUGGCCUCGGCCCUCAACAUCGACCCGGGCUGGAUGGGCACGCCCCGGCCCAACCCCUCGCACUUCAUCAUCACCGACGACGUGGAUGACCUGGACGAGGAGCUGGUGUCACCCAUGUCCAUCCAAUAUGCAGCCUGGCUUUUCGGGCGCAGGUUCAGCGACCGCUCCUCGCUGUCCUCGGAGGAUCAGUCCCUCUGGAAAUACCCUGCUCCGGCCUUGCCCAGCACAGUCCGGCAGCGCCUGGUGGAGCCGCAGCACGGCCACGGAUCGCAGAGGUUGGUAGAGAGUCUCGUGCCGGGGCAGCCAGAGGCGGGCCCCGUGGCCCCGCUGCGGGCGGGCCGAGUGUCCCUGCGCCGAAUGCACAGCCUCACCUCCGGACAGUCCUUCGGCUCCGACCCGCCCGGCUCCAGCCCAUCGCCUGCCUCCACCUCCUCCACCUCCUGCUCCUCAUCCACCACCACCGCACCUGCUCCUGCUUGCCAUGUCCACCCUAUCUAUUACCAUCACACCACCUCUUAUUUCCUCCAGAUGGAUUCCAUCCCCGACCUGCCCCCUCCUGAUGUCACCUCUGGAGUUCGCUGUCGCACUGGGAGCUUUGGAGAUUUAACUCGCUGCGACUCCGACUCCUCCAUCCCGCACCUGAGCGACCACCAGCGUAUCCCCAGCUCGGCGCCCAAGCUGCUGGCUGCCCGGCCCACGCUGCUGACCAGGUCCAUGGAGGAGGCUGUCCCCGGGCCCCCGGGCCCCGGCGCGCCCACGCCCAACGGCGGCAGCCGGCACGGGGAGCCCUCCGCCCUGGCGGCUUUGCAGGAGCGGCUGCCCGAGAGCCCCAUGGUGAUGAAGAAGAUGAUGACGGUGAACCACGGCAUGGAGAAGUCCUCCAGCCUGGGGGAGAUCAGCCACCCGACGGCCGGCAAGCCCAGCCACUCGGAUUCGUCCCGGUCGCACAGCCCCAGCUCCACCGACCCCGACACCCCCUCCCCCAUCUCUGACUGCCGGCCCAGCGGCGCCAGGAACACCCGCAUCCCGCAGCUGGCCGCCAAGAAGAGUCCGGGGGACGAGGACAGCAGCCUGACGGGCGACGAGGUUGACCUCGGCCAGAGCAAGAAAAAGUUCCCCCUAAAGAUCUUCAAGAAGCCCAAGAAGUAGGGGGGGAGACCCCCGGACGCGUCCCGCCGGGCCCGGGGCCGGCCGUGCACCGGGAACGCAGCGCGGCCCCGGCACCCCCCGCACCCCGAGUCACCCCGGCGCCGGCACGGGAGGAGCUAUUUAAACUUAUUUAUUUCCUCAUCUCCGAGACGAGAAGCGCGAUGCCGCCGGCUCCCCGCGAGAAGAGCCGCCCCUGCCCUCCCUCCGACUGCUGCGGUCCUGGCUUUGCUGUGCAUGGCUUCCAGUUACUCCUGCUCUGCUCAGCCACGCGGCCUUUGGGUUUGGUUUCAAUGUGUUUUUUUUUUUCUUUUUUUAAUUUUAUUUUUUAUUGUUGUUAUUAAUUUGUUUUCCUGCCUCCUCCGACUUUUGCACAGGCUGAGGGCGGGCCGGGGCGGCGCCGGCCGCUCCGCGCUGCCCCCGGGGUGACUCCGGUCGCAGCGGUUCUCCCUCAUUUCUCCGAGUCACUUUCCCAGCCCGGCCCCUCGGCUGCCUGGGAAGGGGAUCGCCUCCGAGCAGCUCUCGCUGCGCAGGAGCAGGGGAGGACUCUGCUCUUGCCGGUACUUGUGUGCUCCCGGUGCCCACGGCCACAGGGGGCCAGGGGAUGGGGCUGUCCCCGCACCGCUCUGCCCGGUGCUUGGGAAGGUCGGGACACGGGGCGGGAGGGGCCCAUGCCUGUCCCCGGCUGUACUUCCCCGGGCACCGGGGUGCCCUGCUCUGCUCCGAACCCGCCGUGCCUGGGACCCGGCUCAGGGCCCUGGUGACAGGGACAGUGAGGGAAGGGCCCUUGUGACAGGGACAGUGAGGGAAGGGCCCUGGUGACAGGGACAGUGAGGGAAGGGCCCUUGUGACAGGGACAGUGAGGGAAGGGCCCUUGUGACAGGGACAGUGAGGGAAGGGCCCUGCUGAUAGGGACAGUGAGGGAAGGGCUCUGCUGACAGGGACAGUGAGGGAAAGGCCCUGCUGACAGGGACAGUGAGGGGAAGGCCAUCCUGAGGGGUGUAGGUGCAGAGCCCAGUCCAGCCGCCACAUCCACACGGAGUGGAGAGGGCUCCCAGGAGCAGGUCCCCUGUCCCUUGUUCCCUGUCGUGGCUGGGUAGGGCCAGAGGGAGGGACCAGGACACAGCGGGGCUCUCCAGGGCAGGGGACAGGCUGUGCCUGGGGGGAGGACCAUGACAGAGUCCUCCCCUAGAGGAGGCCGGGUGCUGGGGGCUCUGUGCCCCCCCCUGAGGACACAGGAGGCUCACACAGGCAGUGUCCCCCUUGCCCUGAGGCCACACACCGGGGUAUCCCUGGCUGUGCCAGCCUGACCUGGGGCUCAUUCCAUCCUGAGCUGCUCCUAGGGGCUCUCCUGUCCUCCUUCAUUGUGGGUCACAUCCUGCUGCUCACAGCCCCUGGCUCACCUCGGCGUGGCCCCAGCACAGCCCCAGCCACUGUGGAGUCCCUACAGAGGGUAGCAGCUGUGGCUGCGUUCCAGUCCCUGCGAGGGCUGAGCCUGUUCUGAGGGAUGAGCCCUGCCCCAUCCCUUGCUCCCCUUUCCCAGCUCCUCCAGGAGCAUCCCCCUGCCCUGGGGCUGCCAGGGGAGCCCCCAAGCCCCUUCCCACCUGAUUCGAGGCGGCUCCCUGGCACCACAUGACCCCCUAGCCGGGGGUCCCUGUCCUCAGCACCCCCUCCAUCCCCAGACCAUCGUCCCACACAUCCUUGGGGGUGGGCAGGGGGCUGCUCCUGCCAAGGCAGAGGAGAAUGCACGAUGGGGGGAGGAGGAGGAAGAGGAGGCUGAGAGCCCCUGGGGCCUUGCUUUAUGCCAGAGUAAUAUAUUUGUGUCUUGACAAUUCAGGAAGGGCUACAAAGGUGUUUUUUGUUCCGUAGGCAGGAGUUAAACGAUUUCACUGUUGCUUUGGGAUAAGUAAAAAAUUCCUCUCAAUGACUUUAAGUGCCUGCAUUUCCCUGGGGAUGGGGGGACGUGCUCGGCCCCACAACAGGGCUGCUGCCUGGGCACCCCGAUUCUGUGGGCACCCCAGUUUGUGGGCACCCCGAUUCAUGGGCACCCCAGUCCAUAGGCACCCUGAUUUGUGGGCACUCCAAUGCCGUGGGCACCCCGAUUUAUGGGCACUCCAGUUCAUGGGCAUCCUGAUUCUGUGGGCACCCCAAUUUAUGGGUACCCCGAUCUGUGGGCACCGUGAUUUGUGGGCACCCUGAUUUAUUGGCACCCCGACUUGUGGGCAUCCCAAUUUAUGGGUACCCCGAUCUGUGGGCACCCUGAUUUGUGGGCUCCCCGAUUUAUUGGCACCCUGAUUUGUGGGCACCCUGCAGGGUGUCUCCCAGGCAGGGCCCCGGGGAGCGGGGCCAGCAGGGUCGGGGCCAGAGCUGCUUGUGGUGGCAGAGACCUGUGGAUGCUUCUGGAGAAGGGGUUGGGGAUCCACCAAACGGCAACUGUUGACACAUCUGCCAACUCUUGAUUUAAGGUGGUUUUUGUUUUUUGUCAUUUCAUAAAACUUUUCAAUCCAAUAAAGCAUGUAGUCUAUUUUACGA